Molecule: messenger RNA, 773 nt
Organism: Argentina anserina (silverweed cinquefoil)
Lineage: Eukaryota; Viridiplantae; Streptophyta; Magnoliopsida; Rosales; Rosaceae
Product: basic transcription factor 3-like
Exons: 6
Coding region: 99-605 (168 amino acids)
Cellular component (GO): nascent polypeptide-associated complex; cytosol
Source: RefSeq, a predicted model, not a curated record
GCCGAGAAAACCUAACCCAUGCGCCGUCUGAGGUCCUCGCUUCCCAUCUCCUCUUCUUAUCUCACUCACAAAAACCCCAAGGACUCCAAAACCCGAAGAUGAAUCGAGAGAAACUUAUGAAGAUGGCUGGUGCCGUUCGCACUGGUGGAAAGGGUAGCAUGAGGAGAAAGAAGAAGGCUGUCCACAAGACAACUACCACAGAUGACAAAAGACUUCAGAGUACUCUCAAGAGAAUAGGGGUGAAUGCUAUUCCAGCAAUUGAGGAGGUCAACAUUUUUAAAGAUGAUGUAGUUAUUCAGUUCAUGAAUCCCAAAGUUCAAGCUUCUAUUGCUGCCAACACUUGGGUUGUUAGUGGUUCUCCUCAAACAAAGAAGUUGCAGGACAUUCUACCUAGUAUUAUCAGCCACUUGGGGCCGGAUAACUUGGACAACUUGAAGAAACUAGCAGAGCAGUUUCAAAAGCAAGCCCCUAAUGCUGGUGCUGGUGGAGCCACUGCUCCCGAGGACGAUGAUGAUGAGGUCCCUGAGCUUGUUGCUGGGGAGACCUUUGAAGCUGCCGCGCAGGAGAAGGAUAGCAAGGAUAAGGAGGAGAGUCAAGCCUCUUAGGAGAAUCAAGUGUCUUGGAUUAUGUUAUUUAUAUACUUUCAAUGUGAAAGUUUUUUGAUUUUGCCUUUACAUUGUUAAGUCUGACCAUGUUUGAUUCAACCGUCCUUGUGCUACUCUGGAUAGUCAUCUUUUAUCCUUGGUUUUAAUCUAGUUUUACUAUUUCUGAAA